Molecule: messenger RNA, 861 nt
Organism: Eucalyptus grandis
Lineage: Eukaryota; Viridiplantae; Streptophyta; Magnoliopsida; Myrtales; Myrtaceae
Product: protein ACCELERATED CELL DEATH 6-like
Exons: 3
Coding region: 1-861 (286 amino acids)
Source: RefSeq, a predicted model, not a curated record
AUGGUUGGUUGGAGUAUAGAGAAAGAGCUAUUAGAACGCCUAAGGAAAGGAGUCUAUGGUGAUAUCUACAAUUACCCUGUCAAAGAGUAUGAAAAAGUCCUUGAGAUGGAUUCAUUGCAGGCUGCCAAUGAAGAUGAAGAGGAGAGAAUAACGCGGAUAAUUUUGGCAUCUGCUGGAACACCGAGAAGCGGUGAAUUAGCUAUCCGUAGGGGAAUCCGCCAGAGCCUAGGGAAAGAAAUGCAACCACCGGAAUUGGAUAGACUCAAGGAGGAGGCAAACACUCACAUGGUCGUGGCGGCACUGGUAGCUGCUAUGACUUUCGCAUCUGGUUUUUCCGUUCCCGGAGGAUACAAUGGUUCUGACCCAGAUGCUGGAAUUGCCGUAUUACUCCACAAAGCCAUGUACAAUGUCUUUGUGAUUUGCAACUCCAUCGCCAUGUAUAGCUCGAUCAUUGCACUCGUGAUCCUCCUCUGGACACAGAUUAAUGAUCCUUACGUGGUGGAAAAUGCCCUUUCGAAAUCAAGACUCCCGGUGUUGGUAGCUCUUGCUGCGAUGCCUCUGGCAUUCAUGGCGGGCGUCUACGUGAGCAUAAACAAACUCGCUUGGCUCGCCAUUGUGGUCUUGGUCUUGGGAUCCGUCGCCCUCUGCAUUAUCUUGAUUUUCUAUUUUUUGUUGUAUAUCCCGCUUGGGCACAAGCAUCCUCUCGUUCGUCGCUUCAACGACUUAAUUAUCGUUCUGGGCAUCUCAAUGUCGGGGAGGGUGACUGCAGGCGGUGGGACUGCGGGACGAGCAACGACAACUCUCGGUGCCCAUCGUGGUGCUGACCAUCGCCUCCACCGGAGAAGCGAGAUCCCUGAUUGA